This is a messenger RNA of Microthlaspi erraticum, 348 nucleotides long. Lineage: Eukaryota; Viridiplantae; Streptophyta; Magnoliopsida; Brassicales; Brassicaceae. The record is from the annotation of a GenBank genome assembly.
AUGGUGGGACUAGCUCAACCAAUGCCUAAGAGAAGAUUAAGUUUAGGUGACAAGAAGCCAGCUCGACCGACAGCUCGAUCGAGCCAGAAACAAAGGGAACUCACUUUAAGAAAUAACAAGUUUAAGAUGUUGAGAGGUGAAGGAAGCAUCGCAAGAAGGAGGAGUAACAAGAGGUGCAAGGAGAAUGCUAAAGGAAUGAGCAAGGAGGAUGUGGAAGAGAUUGAGAGGUUAAGGGAGGAAAGAAGGACCAAGAGAAGGAAUGAUCCCAUCAGCAGUGAGAGCGAAUUGGGAGAAUUCGAGAUUGGGGUGAAUGUUGCAAGAAGAGGAAGAGUGAUGCUCUCAAAGUGA